AUGGCAGGGCCAGUUCGAAUCCACAAUAUUUUGUCCAAUCUUUGGAGCAAAAAUGCAAAAUUGGGAAAAAUUUUGCAGGCUGGAAAUUGGGAGGGUGAAAUUCAAAGAUGCCUGAGAAGCGACAUUGCAUCUGCAAUAACCACAACGAGUUUCCCGGAGUUCGAUUCAAGUCCUCAACUCAACUCUCAUUUGGACCUGUACAAACUCAGUUUAGAGAAACCCGAUAUAUUCUGGGGAAAGUUGGCCAGAUCCAGACUUACAUGGAGUAAAGAUUUCGACCGAGUCUCAGAUUGUGACCUGUCAAACGGUCUGAUUAAAUGGUUUAUAGAUGGUAAAAUCAACGCAUCAGUAAAUUGUGUGGACCGACACCUAGAUAAAUAUGGUAAUCGUGUGGCCUUAAUUUGGGAAAAAGAUGAACCCGGUCAAGAAGAGUAUAUAACUUAUAAGGAUUUGUCACUACUUGUUAAUAAACUAUCCAACUCACUGAAAAACCAUGGGGUAAAGAGAGGAGACAGAGUGGCUAUAUAUCUACCAUGUUGUCCAAUAGCAGUGGCAGCCAUGUUAGCUUGUACUAGAAUAGGAGCUAUACAUAGUGUUGUCUUUGCUGGUUUUAGUUCUGAAGCUCUUGCUGGCAGGAUCUUAGAUGCAAGAGCCGAGACUGUAAUAACAGCCAAUGAAGAUGUAAGAGGAGGUAAACUAUUAAAUUUAAAAAAGACAGUAGAUGAUGCUGUGGCCAAGGCAUCCUGUGUGAAACGUGUGUUUGUUUAUGAUUUACUCGAUAGACAAGUUCCCAUGAAUAAACUGGAUAUUCCUCUAAAUAAGGUGAUGAGUGAAAGUAGUGGUGAAAGUGAAGCUGUUCCGAUGGAUUCAUUAGAAAGUUUGUUUAUGCUAUAUACCUCAGGAAGUACUGGCAAACCUAAAGGUAUCACCCACUCUCAUGGUGGAUACCUCACUUAUGCUGCUGUUACUUUUAAGCAUGUAUUUGACUAUAAAGAAGAAGAGAGAUUUGGGUGUCUAGCUGAUAUAGGUUGGAUUACUGGACAUAGUUAUGUAGUAUAUGGACCACUGUUAAAUGGUGCAACUACCGUGUUAUUUUCUAGUACCCCAACUUACCCAGAUCCGGGAAGAUAUUGGGAGACAGUUGAGAGAUUGAAAAUAAACCAUCUAUACAUCGCACCAACAGCAUUACGUUUAUUACUGAAGGGAGGUGACUCCUGGGUUACUAAAUACAACCGAUCUUCGCUUAGAAAAUUAGGCUGUGUUGGUGAACCGUUGAAUCACGAAGCGUUUGAAUGGUAUCGUGAUGUAAUAGGAGAAAAAAGAUGUGAUGUUAUUGAUACUUGGUGGCAGACGGAAACUGGAGGUAUUUGUAUAGCUCCCAGACCCUCUAAUCCUGAUGCCCCAAUUUAUCCUGCAAUGCCAAUGAGACCGUUUUUUGGCAUCGACCCAGUUUUAUUGGACAGUGCUGGCCAAGUAAUAGAAGAAGACAAUGCAUCAGGAUCAUUAUGUAUCAAACGACCUUGGCCAGGAAUGGCUCAAACUAUUUAUGGUGAUCAUCAACGAUAUGUGGAAACUUAUUAUCAACCUUUCGCUGGUUAUUACUAUACUGGAGAUGGUGCUGUUCGUCAUCCUGGAGGUUAUUAUCAGAUUACAGGGCGUAUGGAUGAUGUAUUGAAUGUCAGUGGUCACAGACUGGGAACUGGAGAAAUAGAAGAUGUCUUGGACGACCAUCAUGCCGUAGCAGAAUCAGCUGUUGUUGGAUUUCCACAUGAUAUCAAAGGAGAAGGAAUCUAUGCCUAUGUUAUAUUAAAAGAUGGUGUGUCAGAGAGUAGGGAAAAUAUAAUAUCAGAAUUACGACAGAUGACGAAAAAAAGACUGGCUUCUUAUGCUCAGCCGGACAUGAUUCAGUUCACACCUGGUUUACCUAAAACUCGAUCUGGUAAAAUAAUGAGAAGGAUUUUACGGAAAGUAGCAGCGAGUUCCUCCGAUGACCUGGGUGAUAUUUCUACUCUAGCGGAUCCAUCGAUCGUGGAUGUCAUAAUUAAAAAUCACGACAAAAUAGUCUACAACAAAUAAAUUCACGACAUUGGAAGCAGUGUGAGACCUAUCACCCCUUAAUCUCAUUUAAACUUUUCUAAUCAUGACUAUUAUCAAAUGAUUGGAAGAGUUAAAUUUGAGUAUAAAGGAAAUUUUUCACACUAUUUC
Lottia gigantea (owl limpet) is the source of this 2205-nucleotide messenger RNA. RefSeq lists its product as hypothetical. Gene Ontology annotation, molecular function: AMP binding; acetyl-CoA synthetase activity. Lineage: Eukaryota; Metazoa; Mollusca; Gastropoda; Lottiidae. The record is from RefSeq and is a predicted model, not a curated record. The coding region runs from base 1 to 2076 and encodes 691 amino acids. Gene Ontology annotation, cellular component: mitochondrion. The transcript is spliced from 14 exons.